Molecule: messenger RNA, 1359 nt
Organism: Leptosia nina
Lineage: Eukaryota; Metazoa; Arthropoda; Insecta; Lepidoptera; Pieridae
Source: the annotation of a GenBank genome assembly
AUGAAGAUACUAUUAUCUUUUAUCGUUAUAUCUAUUUGGUUACAAGUAUCUGACACGAGUACCUCAGUCCAACGGGCAGUUAAGAACUUUGCUGGUAAUCUGUGCAAAAAUGUGAAGACUACAUUGGAUAAUAGUUGGACUGUGAAAAAAAUUAAGGAAUUUUUCAAUAAGACUAUUCCCCCAAUUGAAGCAAAGAGGCGACAAAUCAAAAAAGCAUUUUUUGAAUUUAUUGAUGAAGUAGUUCAACCAGCCAAUAGAUACACUAGCACAAGCAAACUUACAGAUGAUGAUAAAACAAAAGCUCUUAAAUUAUCAAUAACACCUUAUGGCUAUUACAUAGAAUCCCACACGGUCUUAACCCUUGAUGGAUAUCGGCUCACAAUACAUAAAUUGACAACAGAAAUGCCCAACGCAUUUGGUGUUACAAAGUCAACGGUGUUGUUGAAUCACGGUCUUUUUGGCAGUUCUUUGGACUGGAUGCUGUUGGGACCUGAAAAUUCGUUACCAUUUUUACUAUUAGAAAAUGGAUUUGAUGUUUGGUUAGCGAAUUCGAGAGGCAAUGUGUUUUCUAAGAGACAUGUAAGUGUAGGAUUAAAUUCGUCCGAAUUUUGGGAUUUUACAUGGCACGAAAUUGGUUUGUACGAUCUAUCAGCGACUUUGGACUAUGUAUAUGAUAGAGCAGGAGAAGAAUCUAAAAUUGUUUAUAUCGGUUACUCUAUGAGUGGUACUGCAUUGUUUGUUCUGCUUUCUUCAUUGCCUCAGUACAAUAAAAUGAUAAGUUGUGCAAUUAUCUUCGCACCACUUAUCUUUAUGUCUUAUACGACAGGAAUUUUAAAAGAUUUCGCCGAUUUGUAUUAUAAAUUACCUUUAACUAACAAUUUUACAAAUGAUGAAUUAUUAAUAAACGCUAGUCAUUAUAAAGAAGUUAUUGAGAAAUAUUGUGGUGCGAACGACAUUUUAGCUUCAAACCCAAUUUUGUGUCUUAAAUAUGGAGUAUAUGAUUCUUUUGACUUUAAUUAUCCGUCUGAUGAACUAUUUGACGGAGAUUCUCGAGGAUCAGAAAAAAAUCUAAUUCACUAUUAUCAAAUGAUGAGAAGCGGGCUCUUUAGGAAAUUUGACUAUGGAGAAGAGAAUGUUCGGAUAUACGGCUCACAAAAACCACCUGGUUACAAAUUAAAUGACAUAUCUGUACCUAUAUAUAUUUUUACUUCAUCUGGCGAUAAAGUGUCUGUACCGAGCGAUAUUAACAAGUUAAUAAAUAAAAUUCCUAACGUCAAACACCGAAUAAUACUAGACAAAGAAUUCAGCCACCUAUUUCAUUUUGGAUUUACGCUCAGAAGCUUUUAUACACGUCCAUAA